Molecule: messenger RNA, 696 nt
Organism: Triticum turgidum subsp. durum (durum wheat)
Lineage: Eukaryota; Viridiplantae; Streptophyta; Magnoliopsida; Poales; Poaceae
Source: the annotation of a GenBank genome assembly
AUGAAGAUCUCCAUGGCAGCAGCCGCUCCCCUCCUCCUGGCCCUCGCAGCCACGGCCGGCGCGGUCACGUUCGACGUGACGAACGAGGCGGCGAGCACGGCCGGCGGUCAGCGAUUCGACCGGGAGUACGGCGCCGCCUACGCCAAGCAAGUGCUCUCCGAUGCUUCCUCGUUCACCUGGGGCAUCUUCAACCAGCCGGACCCCUCCGACCGCAGGCCCGCCGAUGGCGACACCGUGACCCUCGCCGUCCGCGACACGGACGGCAUCGCCUCCACCAGCGGCAGCACCAUCCAGCUCAGCGCCCGCUCCGUUGGCGGUAUUACCGGCGACAACCUCAAGGAGCAGGUGGACGGGGUGCUGUACCACGAGGUGGCGCACGUAUGGCAGUGGGGGCUGCAGGAGUACGGCGCGCACUCGGGGAUCUUCGAGGGUAUCGCGGACUACGUGCGGCUCAAGGCCGGGUACGUAGCGGCGAACUGGGUGAAGGAGGGGGGCGGCGACCGGUGGGAUCAGGGGUACGACGUGACGGCCAGGUUCCUGGACUACUGCGACUCGCUCAAGGCCGGGUUCGUGGCGGAGAUGAACGGCAAGCUCAAGGACGGCUACAGCGACGACUACUUCGUGCAGAUACUGGGGAAGAGCGUGGACCAGCUGUGGAACGACUACAAGGCCAAGUACCCCCAGCCCCAGGGCUGA